Molecule: messenger RNA, 468 nt
Organism: Priapulus caudatus
Lineage: Eukaryota; Metazoa; Priapulida; Priapulimorpha; Priapulimorphida; Priapulidae
Product: iodotyrosine deiodinase 1-like
Exons: 2
Coding region: 1-468 (155 amino acids)
Molecular function (GO): oxidoreductase activity
Source: RefSeq, a predicted model, not a curated record
AUGGCAUCACUUCUGCUCGCCGACAUGCUGGAAGCGGCUCCGUUUCUCUGUCGUUACUGGCAAGUGCUAGUAUCCCUCUGUUUGGCGGCCCUGGUUAGCUACGCCGUCAAAACUCUACAGGCGAACACCCGAGCGGCAAAUUUAAAGCAAGGCAUUCCGAAAAGCAAUUUGUCGAGAUAUGAACGAGCGCGGGAUCUCGACCCAUCGAGAUCAAAUCUGGAGGAAGAUGAAGAGCAGGAAGAGGAAAAACAGUGUGAGGAAAUGGAUAACGCACAGAUCAACCACAUAGCGUACGGUCGCGCUACACUUUCGGAAGAUGAGAUGCUCAGGAGGUCGAGAGAGUUCUACGAGUUGAUGCAAAAGCGAAGAACGUUAAGGUUUUUUAGUGACAAAGUCGUGCCUCUGGAGGUAAUACAGAACAUAAUUCACACAGCAGAUUACAGCAUUUCUCUGUGGUUCAAGUUCUAA